Messenger RNA from Gallus gallus (chicken), 9332 nucleotides. RefSeq names its product muscle associated receptor tyrosine kinase (gene MUSK). Gene Ontology annotation, molecular function: ATP binding; protein binding; transmembrane receptor protein tyrosine kinase activity. Bases 2481 to 4085 code for a protein of 534 amino acids. The transcript is spliced from 9 exons. Gene Ontology annotation, biological process: protein phosphorylation; cell surface receptor protein tyrosine kinase signaling pathway; positive regulation of kinase activity. The record is from RefSeq and is a predicted model, not a curated record. NCBI's taxonomy places the organism in Eukaryota, Metazoa, Chordata, Aves, Galliformes, Phasianidae. Gene Ontology annotation, cellular component: signaling receptor complex.
UUGCAAAUAUCCACAAAUAAUCCUGCAGACAAGUGCUGAAGUUGCUUUUUGUUGUCAGACUGCGCCCCUCUGCCUUGGUGCACUGCUUUGUCAUUGUGCCCUUUAGUACACCACCUCUCUGCCUAUUUUCAAGAUGUGUGACAGUAUUUAUAUCUGAGCCACACAGGCGUGACACAUUUGUCAGUGAAGGACUUUGCACAGUGCUCCACAGGACGUGUCAGUGAGGGCUGGGUAAGGCGCUGGCUUCAUUUCACCCUGCUCAAGGGUGGCCCAACAACUAGCAGGCAAAGCCUAUGCAAAUGUGUCUGAAUACUAACAGAUCUGUCUGGCAUCAUCUUUCUUCAAAUCCACCAGACAAUUUGCAGAUACAUCUAUUUAUUCUUUUCCUCGAAGAACUUUUCUCAGUGAUUUUAUUGUGAAUUUAAAUGUGGCUUUCUUCAUGACAAGAGCCCUGGGACAGUGUUCCUCUGGUUUCCUGUUCCCAGAGCCCCUUGGCUGGGCAAGUUUCCCCAAAGCCCUUGCCCCACACUCUGACAGCUCAGACAUCAUCUGUCCUUCUGAAUGGUUGAGACCUCAGAGGUCUACUGAAAGCAUUUUGCACAGUCUUGGUUGCUUUCCAGUUAUCUUAUCUGCUUUCUACUGACAGCUUUAUACCUCUCUGCUCAAACUGUCUAGACAACACCAGCUCUCAGCUGAACUGCAUCAAGAAUAAAAAUUUAAUUGUCCCAGAGGCUGUAGGAAUCACCUUGUUUUUGAGGGACAGAUUUCCCUUGGUAUGUUUUCAUGUGCUUUUGUCUUUUUUACUUAUUCUUUGUACCAUUUUUUUCUCUCCUAUGUAAUUUUUGUUGUGCAUUUUGGUUUGGAAGCUAGAACAAACUGGGCAAGACAAAUAAACACUGGCAAAACAAGAUGAAGUGAAACAGGAGAAAACAACAUAGGAAAAACUUUCCGUAUAUUCAGACGCAAAUUGAUUAGAAUAAGAGUUUUCCUACUUGAAAGGAAAAGUGAUACUUCAUCUCAUAAUUCUUGGUUACUUCUGGCUUUUACCAUGGGCUGUUCUGUGAUAAUAAAAGAAAGCCCCUCUAUUUUUAUUUCAGUCACUGCUGGUGUGAAGUGAUAGGGCACAGUCUCACAUUGGGAAACCCUUCACUUUUGUCAGGUCCAUGCGUCCUCUCCUCUUCUUCAACAGCUCUCUGUGGGCUCCUGGCCCGCCUGUCCUCAUCGGCUGCUCCUGGUCUUUGUCUCUCUGUCUCGUUACAUAAAACUUCUAAUAAUACUCUGAAGUAAUCUUUGCAUAUGAUCUCAUCAAGCUCUUGCUGCUGGGGAUUAAGUGCUAUAACAAUGGCAUGAUCUCAGCUGGAGGAGGCUGACUGCCCCUCCCUCUGGCUGCCUUGUCGUGCUCCCCUAGAAGCAGCCACGGGGCAGGGGCUGAGGACCACCUCCCUCUAAAGAGGCACUGGAAAGGCUUGCAGAGGUCUUUGUCUUGCAGGUCUUUGGCUUUUUGCAGCUGCACUUCGCAUACAAGGCUUGUUUAAGGAUGCUCUGUCUUCAGGAGUGAAGGCAGCUAAUGCAAUCCAGGUCUCUCUGUGUCAGACUGUGCCUCAGAUGCCAGGUUUUCCCAUUUCACAAGCUAAACUUUCUUUUUUUUUUUUUUCUUUUUUUAAAACUUCAGGAGGUCAUUCCUGUUCCACUUGUUGUUUAACAUAAAAAGCUACAUCUAUACAUUGCACCAUCUGGCUGCAUUCUGGCUCUCAUGGAAGUGAGGAAGGAAUCAACCAGACGUGGAUAAAACCAAAAGCAAGGCAGCUGGGUCUUCAGUAGCUUCAGCCUGCAGAUGUGAAAAGCAUCCACCUCCAUUGCAAAAGAUCUGCCACCCUGGAAGAAUUUCCAGAGACCUCCAUCCUUCUGGUGCUGCAGAAGAUUUGCAGUGAUGGUGUUUGUCGUUGAAGCUCAUGACCUUCUACUCUUGCCAAAGCUGUUGGUAGUAAUGAAAUUGCAUCAGCCAGCCAGGUGGUGAAUUUGGCUGAAGCCUUCAGCAUGGGUGCCAACAGUGUAUUCCUGCAUAACUGUGUCAUUCUGUGUUGGUCAGGAAGGACAUGCAUCCUCAAAGGACAGCAGCUGAGUUCAGCAAAAAUCAUCUCUGUACAUUACCUCAAAGCUGGUUGUGCAACUCAGGCUCUCAAGAAUGAGUGAAUAAAUAAACGAAUCAGUGACAAAUUAACUAAUACAACAAACAGUCAAACUUUCCAGUAUGGCACAGUUUCAUUUAUGUUUUUUUUCUUCUUCUUCUUUUUUUUUUUUUUCCCUAGAGCAGAUAUUACUGCCUUGGCCUUCUUCACAAAAUAGCUUCAGAUCUAAGGAACAUUUAAACAUUCACAGUAUGGCUUGCCAGUGAAUAUUUCACAUUGUUAGGGAGGCAAUACAUUAGAGAGAAUUGCCUUGCUGUAAAGGAUCUCUACUGCUUUAAGGAAUGGCUCUCAAUGGAGGAAAACUCUCAGCGGGGGAUUUACAAGCCGGGGCUGAUGCUGCUCGCUCUUCCCGAGUGCAACAGGCUGCCCAGCCUGCACCAGGACCCCAGUGCCUGCACCCAUAUCCCUUUCUUUGAUUUUAAGAAGGAGAAUAUAACCAGGACUUGCUACAGUGGCAAUGGCCAGUUUUACCAGGGCUGGGCCAACGUUACCGCCUCCGGCAUCCCCUGCCAGAAGUGGAGUGACCAGGCUCCCCACUUACACAGAAGGACUCCUCAGGUUUUCCCCGAGCUGUCUGAUGCUGAGAAUUACUGCCGCAACCCAGGAGGUGAAAAUGAGCGUCCCUGGUGCUACACAAAAGACCCAUCUGUCACUUGGGAAUACUGCAGCGUGUCUCCCUGUGGAGAUGCAUCGUUAUCGCUAGGAACAAGAAAACCAAAUGGAGAGACACAAAACCUUCCCCCUCCUCCAUCUUAUUCCCCCACAUACUCCAUGAAUGUUAUCAUCUUGAUCAUCUCCAGCUUUGCUCUAAUCGUGAUCCUUGGCAUUAUCACCCUUGUUUGCUGCCGUCGCCGAAAGCAGUGGAAAAACAAGAAAAGAGAGUCAGAAACACCGACACUCACCACUCUGCCCUCUGAACUCCUCCUGGACCGGCUGCACCCUAACCCCAUGUACCAGCGGAUGCCUCUUCUCCUCAAUCCCAAACUACUCAGCUUGGAGUAUCCCAGGAACAAUAUUGAAUAUGUGAGAGAUAUUGGGGAAGGAGCAUUUGGGAGAGUUUUCCAAGCAAGGGCCCCAGGACUACUGCCAUAUGAACCCUUCACAAUGGUGGCAGUGAAAAUGCUGAAAGAGGAAGCAUCUGCAGACAUGCAGGCCGACUUCCAGAGGGAGGCAGCCCUCAUGGCUGAAUUUGACAAUCCGAACAUUGUCAAGCUCUUAGGUGUGUGUGCUGUUGGGAAACCCAUGUGCCUGCUGUUUGAGUACAUGGCCUACGGCGAUCUCAAUGAGUACCUGCGCGACCGCUCACCCCGCAACCUCUGCAGCCUGGUGCAGGGUGGCCUGGAGGCACGGGCCUGCCUCCUCAAUCCGCUGGCACUGUGCUGCACCAGCCAGCUUUGCAUUGCCAAGCAGGUGGCUGCAGGCAUGGCCUACCUCUCCGAGCGCAAGUUUGUUCAUCGGGACUUGGCCACCAGGAACUGCCUAGUGGGGGAGAACAUGGUGGUCAAAAUUGCUGACUUUGGCCUCUCAAGGAACAUGUAUUCAGCUGAUUACUACAAAGCCAAUGAGAACGAUGCCAUCCCCAUCCGCUGGAUGCCACCUGAAUCCAUUUUUUAUAACCGGUACACCACAGAGUCUGAUGUGUGGGCCUAUGGGGUGGUUCUGUGGGAGAUCUUCUCCUACGGCAUGCAGCCCUAUUAUGGCAUGGCUCAUGAGGAGGUCAUCUACUAUGUGAGGGAUGGGAACAUCCUGUCCUGCCCAGACAAUUGUCCUCUAGAGCUCUACAACCUGAUGCGUCUCUGCUGGAGCAAGCUGCCAGCUGACCGGCCAAGCUUUGCCAGUAUCCACCGCAUCCUGGAGCGCAUGUAUGAGAGGGCUGUGGCCUCCCCACAGGUCUGAGGGGUGUGGUGAGGAGUCUCUCACGUCUACCUGCCUGCAGGCUCCUGAGCUCAAAGCUCUGAUUCAGAGGGAGGAGAAACACGUUGUUCCUCUACCAAAAAGGAGUGUGGACUGCACCCACUCCCCUCCUUGAGGUGGACUAUACCUCCCAGAUUAUGGGGAUAGCUCCCAGCCACCAAUCUGGUGCUCCUUGGUUGGCUGGCGAGCUGGCUGUGUUGGCUCAGGACCUGCUUUAGUCAUUUCCAGGAGCACAGAGUUCCCCAGGCAAAACAGACCAACUUCUUCCUGGGGUAACUUCCCUUCCCAGCAGUUUUCUCCCUGUUCUUCUGCAUUUGUGCACUUGGCUUUUAACUUUCUGUUCCCUUCAUUAUAUGUUUUCAACAACUACCUGUAAAAAAAAAAAGAAAAAAAAAAAAAAAGAUUGCAGAAAUCAGUCCUGUUUUGGAUGCUGCUUACCAUUUUAUUUUUGCAUGCUCACUUCACUUUGUAGAGGAAGGAUAUUGCAGAAGGCAUAGUCCACUGACUUUUUAACUCCCUUUUUGUGUUUGUUGCUCAUGAACACAACACAGAGUCAAAUCAGGAGCCUGCAGGACCACCGGUUGUAGCCAGUAUGUCAUGUUAAACAAAAUCCUAUCCUAAGAUUUAUCUUCAAAAGAGGGAAGUCCACACUGAGGGUCAUUUGAUUUUUGCUAAGAUCUCACCAGAAGCCUUAUAUAUAGUAGCCAGUCUUCUCACCCAGUCCUACCUACAAAGCCACUGAUUGUUAAUAGACAAAUUCAUCCUAAAGGCCCAGUCCUGAACCCAUCUGUUCUCUUGGGUGUGUUUAUUUCCCCGUGCCUGCAGUACAGUGUCCAUCACGCUGAGGUAAGGGAGAAACAGAUUUGUUGAACUUGAUCUUGUUGAACAUCAUCCCUCUGGCCUCAGCUCAGCAAUCCAGCCUGUCCACUGGGCAGGUUUGUAGGGCUUUCCUACCCUCAGGCAGACUGUCACUUCCUCCCAACUUGUCUGCAAACUUACUGAUGGUGCACUCAGUCCCUUCGUCCAGGUCAUCAAUAAAGAUGUUAAACAGGACAGGCCUCAAUACUGACCACUGGGGCACACCACUCAUGACUGGUUGCCAGCUGGAUUUAACUCCAUUCACCACUACUCUCUGGGACCAGCCCGACAACCAGUUCUUUACCCAACAAAGAAUGUACCUGUUCAAGCCACAGGCUAUCAGCUUCCUCAGGAGAAUACUGUGGGAGACAGUGUCAAAGGCUUUGAUAAAAUCUAGGUGGACUACGCCAACAGUCUUUCUGUCAUCCACCAGCUUAGUUACUUGAUCACAGAAGGAAAUCAGGUUGAUCAAGCAGGACCUGCCUUUUGUGAACCAAAUCUGGCUGGGCCUGAUCCCCCUGUUGUUCUGCACAUACUGUGUGAUCUCACUCAAAAUGAUCUGCUCUAUAACCUUUCCUGGCACUGAGGUCAGGCUGACAGGCCUGUAGUUCCUCAAAUCCUCCUUACAAGACUUCUUGUAGAUAGGAAUCACAUUGGCAAGCCUCCAGUCCUCUGGGACCUCUCUGAUUUACCAGGAAUGUUGAUAGAUGGUAGAAACUGGCUUGGCAGUCACCAGUGUCAGUUCCCUCAGCACUCUUGGGUGGAUUCCAUCUGGACCCAUGGACUUGUUGCAGUCUCGAUGGAGUAGAAGGUCUCUCUGCCUGUUUCCACCUGAAUCGUAGUGGGUUUAUUCUGCUCCCCAUCCAAGACUUCUAGGUCAGGUGGUAGAGUACCCCAAGGAUGACUGGUCUGACUUUAGUUCUGGACAGAAGUAAAGAAAGCAUUGAGAACCUCAGCCUUUUCCUUGCCCUUGGUGAUCAUUUUCCCAGCCACAUCCAGUAAAAGAUGGAGAUUCUCCUUAUCCCUCCUCUUACUGUUAAUAUAUUUGUAAAAAACUUUUUUUGUUGUUCUCUUCUAGCCCAGCAGCCAAGUUCAAGUUGGGCUUUUGAUUUUCUAAUUUUCUCCCUGCACAUCCUGACAACUACUUUGUACUCUCCCUGAACGGCCCGUCCCUUCUUCCACAGGAAGUAGAUUCACUUUUUCUCCUGGAGCCUCAGGAAAAAUUCCCUUUUCGUCUACGCUGGUCUUCUUUGCCACUGGCUCAUCCUAUGUCACCAGAGGACAGCCUGCUCCUGUGCCUUCAAGACUUCCUUCAUGAGGGGUAACCAGCGUUCCUGGACCCCUUUACCCUUCAGAACUGAAUAACAAGGGAUCCUCACUACCAGCAUUCUGAACAGUUCAAAGUCUGCCUUCUGGAAGUCCAAGUUGGCAGUUUUGCAGGGCCCCCUCCUGACUUCACUAAGAAUCAAGAACUCUACCAUUUCAUGGUCACUCUGUCCAAGACAGCUCCUGACCUCCUCAUCAUUGUCUGUUUGUGAAGAGGUCUAGCAGGGCUCUUUCACUGGUAGGCUCCCUUACCAGCUGCGUCAGGAAGUUUUCUUCCACAUAUUUUGGAAACCUCCUAGAAUGCUUAUUCUGUGCUGUCUUGUAUUUCCAGCAUAGACCAAGGAAGGUGUAGUCUCCCCUGAGAACAAGGGCUGGUGAUCAUGCAACUUCUGCCAGCUGCUUGUAGAAUGCCUCAUCUGUCUCCUCAUCCUAGUUAGGCGAUCUAUAACAAACACCCACCAGCAUGUCCACCUUGUUGGCCCUCCCCCCUUACCCAUAGACACUAAACCUUACCAGUCUCAGCCCCCCCAGCAUUAUGACACUGAAACUCUCUCUAACAUAGAGAUCGACGACACCACCCCUUCUUCCUUGCCUAUCCCUUCUGAAAAGCUUAUAGCCAUCCAUUACAGCACUUCAGCUGUGCAACUAAUCCCACUGUGUUUCUGUAAUGGCAACUAAGUCAUAGUUUGCCUGCUGCCUGAUAACUUCCAGCUACUCCUGUCUGCUCCUCAAGCUUCAUGCAUUGGUGUAGAUGCACUUCAGCUGAGCCAUCUGCCUCACCCCCAGACCAUCGUUCCCCUAUGCUCAUCUCAAGUGAGCCUGGUUUUAUUCCCUUUCCCCUUCAUACCUAGUUUUAGGCCCUCUCAUUGAGCCCUGCCAUCUCCUGGGCUAGGAUGUGUUUCCUCCUUUGAGGUAGGUGAGACCCAUCAGCACCCAUCAUGCCGUGCCUUUGGGAGAGAAAAUAUCCUUCUCCCUUGCAGAAACAUAGCAGCUUGUGUCAUGUAUUUCCGUUUUGGUCUUUCCCCUGUGUUACUGGUUUUCCUUUCCUGACAGCAUCUCUUUAUCCCUGAGACUUCUUUUGGUGGCCUCCACCUCUCAUGCUGCAGAAGGAAGUCAGGGUGACAUGUACUAUCAGUGGCUUUCAGAGACACACUACCAGCCAGAGACACAUCUAAAAGAGAACUUCACUCUUCAACAAAUAAAGCGUCGCAGUCUGCCUGUUCACAGGUCAGAGAUGAGACUGCCUCUCUAUAUAUGGUCCUCAUCCCACUUGUAAACACCAUAUGUCAUUUCUCUACUAAAAACUAUCUAAGUUGGAACGUAUAUAUCACUGCCAGAGAAAAACAGGCUCCUCUGAGGACACAAUUUACUGUCUGCUUCUUUGAGCACUGCUAACAGAAAUAGGGUCAGCAAUGGGGAUGAGCAUUCUCGGCACAGAACACGAGCACAGCUGAGUGAGUGGCUGGUGUGGCAUCUGUAACUGGGACACCUUGGCUGAGCUCACUCAGUGAACAGCAGUGGAGAGCAGCUGUCCACAGGGCUGUCUGGAGCAGCCUUCGUUCCUGAGAGGUAAGUUUGGAAAGUUCUGCCAACCAUUACGUAGUUCAAAACUGGAAAACAUGUGCCUUCCAUGGGUUUGGCCAUUCUCUUUAGAGAGAACAGGAUCAUGCCUUGGACUAGAGAGUGGUGUGGAUCCUGCACAAGUAUGGCAGGGAAAACAGCACCUCCUCCCUACAUGGAAGAUGUCCUACACCAAGAUAAGGUAGAAAGAAGAUGGUGUGAAGUGUUUGCCACCUGCUAGUCUGAGCAGACACACUUGCAGAUUGAAACACAACCUUUUUUUUGUUGCAGUUCCCUGGCCAAACUUUUCUCUCAGUGGCAGCGUGUGCAGCCAGUGUGGGCCUGCAAUCACAGGAGUGGAAAAUCUGGUUUUUCUUGCUUGUCUUUCUUUGCAUGGCAUGCAUGUGUUGAGACCUGCGUUGGUUAGCGACUGCAUGUUAGGAUGGAGAAUGCUUCACCUGUUGUUAGAGAAAAGAUGUUUUCAAGAUCAUUUCACUGAGCAGCUCUCUGCAGUGUGCUCUGGGAAGAUGACAACUGAGUCUGCAGUGCAGUUCAGCUGGAGGGCCUAGUGCCUCAAUGGCAAUGUCCUUUGAGGAUUAUGUGGUAGACAGCUCUUCUGCUGCCCUGGCCUGUGUCUUUAUCUGGCCCUGAGGGUUUCCUCCUUGUUGUCCUCCUGUCCUCCUGUUGUCCAGCCUGAUGAAAGCUGGAGGCUAAAUUGCUGUCAGGAUUUGGCUUAUUUCACACCUUUAUUUUUUCUAUCUUUGUUUGGGAAGUCUGCUUUCCUCUGUCGAUGCUAUAAAUUGUGCUACUGCAGAGAUUUAUAGGCAGUUCUGUAUAUCUGUCACAUAACUAAUUAUUUUGAACAGGAGUAAGCAAUGCAAGUGCAAGAGAGGAGAAAGGAGAACACAUAAAUCAAAAAACAGAAAGCAAAAAUAUUUUGCAGUGUCAAGACUGGAUUUACAGGUUCAUGCAGAGGGAAAUGUUGUACUAAACCCAAACAUUUUGGCACUUCAUUUCCUAUUCCCUCCAAUGGCAGAGGGAGCCUUGCAGUCAGCAGCCCUGGAUGAGAAUCCUGUGGAGAAGGAGAGGACUUACAGCACAGCUGCUAUACCUACUCCCUCUCCCAGCAUCCUGGCUGAGCAUCUGCAGCACUUACCACGAGCGGCAUCCUAAGACAAUUUGACUAACCAAACAGCAUAGCAAUACUCUCCUAUUUCUUAACAGCUGCAUUAAUUGUGCAGUAAAGCAUAAAUUCCCUCACUGAUUUGCAUGAGAUAUGAUCAGAUUUGGUCUGGAGGAGCUACUCUCAAAUACUCAGUGGCUUCAGUACUCCAAGGGUAUACAAUCAUUGCUCCUCUUCGGCUGUUUGUUACACAUUUCAUGAAUGAAGGCUUUGAACUAUGCCUCAGUCAGAGAUGUAUAACUCUCCCUAUCCCCACCUGUGUAGCUCAUGUGUGUAAUAUUUUAUAGAAUAAAGAGAUAUCA